This is a messenger RNA of Poeciliopsis prolifica (blackstripe livebearer), 1117 nucleotides long. RefSeq names its product density-regulated protein (gene denr). Gene Ontology annotation, biological process: translation reinitiation; formation of translation preinitiation complex. The record is from RefSeq and is a predicted model, not a curated record. Lineage: Eukaryota; Metazoa; Chordata; Actinopteri; Cyprinodontiformes; Poeciliidae. Gene Ontology annotation, molecular function: mRNA binding; translation initiation factor activity.
CAGGAAGGGUUUCGGCUGCCGGAGCCUGGGAGCGGUGUGGGGUCUGAGAGUGGAGCGAAAGGCUGCAGCUACACAUUAUUGGCUAGACUCCUCUCACAAGAGGCGUAACAAGGCGUGCUCGAAGUAUGCCAACUAAACCUUAUUCAGUGAAAAUGACAUUGUAAAAGUGGGACUGACCCUAAUAAUGCGAGCGGAUGUUCUACUGAACCAGCAGUUUUAAGAGUUUACUGUGCGAGAUCAUUUGUGAUGGCUACUACUGAAAUGGAAUCUGGGUCUACAGAAAGCAGGUCCGAGCAAGGAUCGUCGGACCCCGAUUCGAAAUACCCACUUAAAGUUCUUUACUGUGGAGUGUGCUCCCUACCUACAGAGUACUGCGAGUACAUGCCCGAGCCAGCCAAAUGUAGGCAGUGGCUUGAGAAGAACUUUCCAGAUGUGUUUGCCAAGAUGACUGUAGGAAAUGCUCCCAAACAGGAAUCCGGCACUGGAGGCUCCCCUACAGGCGAAGAGGAGGAGAAGAAGAAGCAAAAACGAGGCGGAAGAGGCCAAAUUAAACAGAAAAAGAAGACGGUGCCUCAGAAAGUCACAAUAGCCAAAAUUCCAAGAGCAAAGAAGAAAUACGUGACACGAGUGUGUGGCCUGGCAACAUUUGACAUUGAUCUUAAAGAGGCUCAGCGAUUCUUUGCUCAGAAGUUCUCUUGUGGUGCCUCAGUUACAGCCGAGGAUGAAAUAAUCAUUCAGGGAGAUUUUACAGAUGACAUAAUUGACGUCAUUCAAGAAAAGUGGCCUGAGGUGGAUGAUGACAGCAUCGACGAUCUGGGUGAAGUCAAGAAGUAAAGACCAAAUAUGCACUUUCACUGGGAUGGAUGUGACCUGUAACAUCAACAACAACCUGGCCAAAUGUACACAUUAAGUCAUUUUAUACCUAUUUUAUUUACUGUACAUAAAAAGGUGCGGACUUGGCCACUCACUUGGCGGCAGUUGCAUUUUUAUUUUGUUUUUUUUUUUAGUCAAUAGCUGCUUUCUCUUGUUUGCCAAAGGCGUGGUAUGAAUUAAGUCCUUCACAAAUGUUCUUCACUCAAGCAAAUCUGUAGGCUAAUAAAUUUCAUUCUCCUCCGUC